Molecule: messenger RNA, 1632 nt
Organism: Nomia melanderi (Alkali bee)
Lineage: Eukaryota; Metazoa; Arthropoda; Insecta; Hymenoptera; Halictidae
Product: inactive CLIP domain-containing serine protease A3
Biological process (GO): proteolysis
Molecular function (GO): serine-type endopeptidase activity
Source: RefSeq, a predicted model, not a curated record
UAUUGACCUUCUUCGUUUCUGACCUUGGUAUCGAAUAGGUGGUUCCACUUCGGCUAGUUUACUAUAAAAAUCAGUGUUACGACAUGCGUUAUGUACACAAAUGAAGACAUAAUCAUGAUCGGAAGUAAUUUUCGCCCACUAACCGAGCGAUAUAUUUUACACCUGUUUUAUUGUCACCAAACAUUAUUGCUCUAUUAUCUGUGAAAGGCCAUACAUUUUUUCGUUCCAAAAGGAUGUACGAGUUAAUAUGUUCCUCUAACGGUUAUGACAGAAGCGCUCCGAAACUUGUAUAUAAAUAAACGUACGCCCGAUCAGCUACAAGUCAUUGUUUCGUACAACUCGACGCAAACUUUAAACUCAAAAAAUUAUUAAAUAAUAAAUUAUUAAAUAAUCAUUAUUUUACACCAGUCAAAUCACGUUAACUUCUCUAAAUAUUUCAUUAUGUUCAAUAUAAUUUUCAUAUUAUAUGCUGGCAGCAUACUAUGGAGUCAAGUUUUCGCGCAAAGUGACACUAUCAUUUUCGAUAACGGUUCUACCACUAUGGCGCCAAGUACUAGUAAUGGUAUGAUGUGUUCUUGUGUAUCAAUGGGUAAUUGUCCAACUAUGGAUAACAAUAUUGAUAUCCGAAUAGUUAAUACGAUUUCUAAUUGUUCCACUGGACAAGUGUAUUGCUGUUCACCAUCUUCUUCAGGAAAUAUGAUGGAUGGAACUUGUGGCAUUAGAAAAAUUCCUGUAACUCCUCAUCCUCAAGGUCAAGCUAGUUAUGGAGCAUACCCUUGGCAAGCUGCACUUUUAACUAUGAACAAUGCUUAUAUUGGUUCUGGUGUUCUGAUUACACCAAAUAAUGUACUCACUGUUGCUCAUAAAGUAGCAUCUUACACAAAUGGUGGACUGAAAGUAAGAUUAGGAGAAUGGGAUGGACAGUCCACUAAUGAACCCUAUCCAUACCAAGAAUAUUUAACUCAAAAUAUUGUUAUGCAUCCAAAUUUCAAUUCUGUGAAUCUUCAAAAUGAUGUGGCUGUAAUAACUUUAAGUGGCACUGUACCCAUUUCAAGUAGCCCAAAUAUUAAUACUGCAUGCUUUCCAUCAUCAAUGCCUGUAGCUGGUACAAGGUGUUGGGUGUCAGGCUGGGGAAAAGAUGCAUUUGGUAUGAAUGGUCAAUAUCAAAGUAUCAUGAAAGAAGUAGAUGUACCCAUUGUAAGUCAAACAACCUGUGAAGUUUCUCUUCGACAAACUAGACUUGGACAGUAUUAUAAUCUUGAUAAAUAUAGUUUCCUAUGUGCUGGUGGAGAAACUGGGAAAGAUGCAUGCACAGGUGAUGGUGGUUCACCAUUAGUAUGUCAAUCUGACAAUGGGCAAUGGCAGGUGUUUGGUAUGGUGGCAUGGGGUAUUGGUUGUGCAACAAUGAAUGUUCCAGGCAUCUACGUGAAUGUAUAUAAUUACCUUACAUGGAUUACACAGCAAAUAGUUCAAAUAUGAUUACAAAGAAAAUAAAAAAUAUUGGGAACAAUGAAGUACAAUAACUAAUUUUCUUCAAGUAUUAUUUAAAAGUAUUUCCUAUUUAUAUGUCAUUAAUGUAAUCAAUUCAAAUUGAAACUACACAAUAAAGUUAUUAGUAAUUAAAGUUUUAAA